Molecule: messenger RNA, 1128 nt
Organism: Trichoderma virens Gv29-8
Lineage: Eukaryota; Fungi; Ascomycota; Sordariomycetes; Hypocreales; Hypocreaceae
Exons: 2
Coding region: 1-1128 (375 amino acids)
Molecular function (GO): nucleotide binding
Source: RefSeq, a predicted model, not a curated record
AUGGCUCCUAUUCGAGUUGGUCUCAUCGGCCUCGGCGCCACUGGUCCUGUUCUUGGUCCCGGAGCUUGGGCUGUUUCCGCCCAUUUGCCUUCUUUUGUCUCUUCCCCUUAUUAUGAGAUUGUUGCCGUCUGCAACUCCUCGGUCGAAUCUGCUCAAAGAUCCAUCGACUUCCACAAGCUGCCCUCGACCGUCAAGGCAUACGGUAAUCCUGAGGAUAUCGCCAACGACCCAAAUGUUGAGCUGGUGGUUGUUUCCAUCAUCGUCACCAACCACUACAAGGUGGCCAAGCCUGCUCUCCUGGCCAAGAAGCAGGUUUUUGUCGAGUGGCCCCUUGGAGCUACCUCAGCACAAGCCGAGGAGCUAGCGCAGCUGGCUAAGGAGGCAAAUGUCAAGACAAUUGUUGGCACUCAAUUCCGCAAUGACCCUGCGCUGCUCAAGGUCAAGGAGCUCGUUGAUAGCGGGGCCAUUGGUAAGGUGACAAGCACACAGGCUCAGUAUUCACCCACCUUCGGGGGUCCUCCCGAUACUUGGAUGGCAGAUGCCCCUUACUACCUGGAUUUCAAGAGCGGCGGUAACGAGUUCUACAUUGCAUUUGGCCAUUUCCUGGACAGUUUCCUCUACGUACUGGGUGACUUUGCUACGCUGAAUGCGUCGUUCUCCAAGCAGUAUCCCAUAAUGAAGCUUUUUGAUGUAAAAACUGGCCAGAUUGUUGACCCAGCCUAUCCCAAGUCUACCCCAGACCACAUGUUUGUCCAAGGAGUCCUCGAGAGCGGUGCCCUCGCCAGCGUCAACUACCACCGACCAGGCCAUCUCAUUGGCAAGAACCUUCAAUGGAUCAUCUCCGGCACCGAGGGAGAGAUCGAGCUCACCGUCAACGGCUCACUGCAGAUGGGCCACACUGAGCGGGAAAUUCGCAUCAAGACGGCCAAGGAGGAGAAGGAACCGAGGAUUGUUGACUGGCAAGUUAGCACGCCGGCUCAUGUUGAGGUUGUGCAGUUUCCGGGACAGAACACGGCUCGUUUGUUUGAGGAUUAUGCUCGUGGCGAUAAGGAUGUUGCCGACUUUGAAGACGGUAUCAGAUUGCAUAGGCUGUUGGACAGAAUUGCGAAAGAUGCCGGAUAUGCUUGA